AUGAGGAUGGCGGGCGCUGAAUACUCGACGGCGUCCUACAUCACCCACGUCCUCAAGGGCCUGCCACGCAGCUACAACCUCAUGAAGAGGUUUACGAUGGUGCCCGGCACACGUGAGUCCCUCGACAAGGACUCCCUCACCAGCUACAUCCUCCAGGAUGAGGCGAUGCAAGAGGCAGAGCAGCCCACGGAGUUCCUUCCGCAGGCGAGUUACGCUACACCGACGAAGCCGAAUCGUCAGCAGGAGCAGCGCGGGAAGCCGGGCGGAGGUGGUAGCGGAGGUGGGCGCGACAAGGACGACAACAAGGGAGGCCGUGGUCCAUCGGCCAGUCGUCGCCCCCGUCGAGAUGAGAAGCCGCGCAAGGAGAAGCAGGCGUUGAAGAAGACAUCGUCGACGAAGGACGUCGACACCUCUAGCGGAAAGAGCCGAGGCAACGGGGAGGCGUCAUGCUCGAUGGUCGGCGUGGUGGAGCCGACGGUCUCACUGGUGUCGGAGGCUGGCGAGGACUUCCAGGCUGUGGCGGCAGCUGUGCAGGCGAACCUGCUGUCUUUUGGCUAG
Molecule: messenger RNA, 558 nt
Organism: Closterium sp. Naga37s-1
Lineage: Eukaryota; Viridiplantae; Streptophyta; Zygnematophyceae; Desmidiales; Closteriaceae
Source: the annotation of a GenBank genome assembly